AUGGACAGCAACACCCCACCCCCUCCCAGUCUCUGGACAGCGUCCCUCUCCUCUCCCCCACCCCCUCCCCUUUCAGGAUUGUUCAGGAACCUAAUAGUGAACUUGAGUGUGCUCUUCAAAGCCAAUUCGUGUGAUGAUUUCUCCCGACUGUCAGAUCUGAGAAGCCUUGAAUUGCAGUCAAUCCUUUGUUACUGUCAAUGGAAAGAAGACCCUCGGGAUCCCCUUCAGCCUUACAACACAAUCUGUGAAGUUUGUACAAGUGGCCUUCCCAACAUGUACCGCAUCUCUCAGCUCACAUCUACACCAGUAGCAAGUUCUCCUGGACUGGAAAGAGAAUCAAGUGGAACUCUAUCACCCAGAUGCAUUUUCCCAAGCUAUGCUUAUACUUUUCUGGAUGGUGACACCCCACUGGAAUGCUGUUCCACAAAUCCCCUGAUGGGUUCCCAUUUUAUAUGCCGCCGAAGUCCCCGGCUCCUCACCAAUGGCUAUUACAUUUUGACAGAGGACAGCUUUCUCUCUGAUGAAGAUGGCAACAUCACUCUGAGUCCCACUCAGACGAGUGUUGUAUACAAAGAGAAUCUGGUCAGAAUAUUCAGAAAAAAAAAGAAAAUUCGCCGUUCUCUGUCUGAGCUGUUCAAUCUCAGUGCCUCUAGCCCUUGGCUUCAUCAAGGUGUUUUUAGUGAUAUGGACUCUUCCCCAGGAGAAGAUGGAUGGAUUGAAGGAGCCAGUAACCUUGAGGAUGUUUACCAGUUAUACAAGGAUGGUAAUCAAGGUCAUUCUGAAGUUUCUUCUGCAUCCCAACCAUGGUUGUCAGAAAAACAACCUCCAGAAUCUGCUGAAAUCUCAUCAUCCAUCAACGUAGUCCUUCAGCAUUCUAAAGAGAAUCCAUGUGUUAUGCCUUCUCAGUCCCAGCUGAUUAUUCCAGAACAUUUCCAGGAGGGAAUUGUACAUCAUUCAAAGUCCACUACAUUUCAAGAGGUCCUUGUUCCAGUAAUUGUAUUCACAACAUGCUUAGUCAUUUCAGCAUGUACAAGAUACUCUCUGGGAGGAUUAUUCACUGCCCUUUUGACAUUUUCACUGAUGUUCAUCAUAAUUUAUCUUGUCAAGUCACUGGUUCUCCGCCCGGCCAGCUCUCUCAAAACUGGUGACCAAGCACAAUUUGCCAAAGAAUGAAAAUAACUCCAACACCUCUAGAGUGACUUUCUGGCAUCUGAAUGUUAAGAAAUGAGUAGAAUUACAAUUAAUUCUUGUUUGUCCACAUAAUGGAGUGAAACAACAUCAUGGACAAUUCUAAAAUUCAUUUAUAUUUGGCUAUAUGAUUAAAAAAUAAAUCAGGGGUUUACCUUCCUAAGGUUUAGCUUAGGAUAACAUAUUUUUUUUUUACCUUUCUUAUGCACACCUUGAGUAGUGAGAAGAAAGAUGUUGGACCCAGAAGAGGUGAUGAGAAGACAAUUCAGUUUUGGAUCCAAAAUACUUCCUGUAUCAUCUGCAACUUCAACAACAUUUGCAAAGUGACUACUAUGUACAAAGCACCAUUCUAGGUAUUAGAAGAGAUUCAAAUAUGAAAUAAGACAUAGAUCUUGCCCCUAUGGAGUUCACAGUCUAGUAAAAGUGUGCAACGAAUAUGCAUAUAGGAAUGUUGGUCUCUGACCAACCCCUGUCCUCUCCCCCUAAAGGGACAAGGUGUUACAAGCUAUUAAACUAAUUAUGAGGAUUAUGUAUGCCAUUGUCCUAUGUAUUUCCUAAUCCCUUUAUGAUAUGUGAACAAUUUUCUCUGAUGGAAUUAAACCACAGCAACCUCAUUGAGUGAGUAAAAAUUAGACAACACCUUUGCAGGGCUUUAAAUAGCUAAGUCCUGUUAACAGUGGUUCAGUUGCAGGGACUUACAGAUUUGGGAGCACUUUGUGGAGGUGACUCUUGCAAAGUGGAGGGGAAGAGGGUACUUCUUUCUACUCCCCUCUCAUUGGCUAUGGCAUAUAGCAAGAGUUUGUUGAUUCAAGAGAAUUCCAAGUAUUAUUGAGGGAGCAGACACUUAGUCCAGACUGAAGUAGAUACAUAAAGGCAGUCAAUUAAAGAAGGAACCAACUUUGAGAAUGGCAGCAAAGAUGAGUAAUAGACCCUGUGGACUCAACUAAGCAAAUUGCCCUACAGAGAAACUAUACCCAAGGGGAGCUGUGGCACUAUGAGGACACUAUGAAGAGAGAAAGGACUUCUGGCCGCUACAGAACCAGGAGUAGUGAGUUACCUUUGUAACAUGUGUGUCCUAUUUAUGUGCUUCAAUACCAUUGUGUUCAAAGUUUUAGCAUAUCCGUGCCAUGGACAUUGUUUGGAUCUGUGGGAGUGUAUGCCCCAGGUAUAUGGGGAAAAUGUUCUAUAAUUACUGUUGUUACUUUGUAAUCUUGGUACAUAAAUGCCCUUGCUUAAGAGUUAAAUGUGUCUAUUGGCUGAGGAUUAAUGGGAAACACACUAGUGGGGACUCAUGAGCCGCAGAUUAGGAAGGGUUACCCCACAGGGUAUACCCUUGAAACCUGAGAGGAGUCUCCCUCUUGGUGGUCCAUUUGUACAUUUCUGAGUGCUGAGUUGAGAGGAGUAGCCCAGAUGAGGUGUUAUACACAAAUUACUAUGGUGCAGAUAAGUAAGUACAUUAAGCCAAGUCCUAUGUGAGGAAUGACAAGGAUAAGUACUGACUAGGGACAACAGAAUAGACUUCAUGAAUUUCAUCAUAUCUGGGCUGGGAUAGAAUGGCAAUAAGUAAAGUUGAGAAGAGGGGAUAGAAUUCUAAGUGUAAGAUAAGCAUGAGUAGUCUCAUUCAGUAUAAAUAAAGGGUGAUAGGUUUGACUGGCAUAGAAAAUCUAAAGGAAAAUAGCAUGAAGUAUGCCCAAAUAUGAGGCUAAGGAAUUGAAAUUUAUUGGGUAAUAGGGAGCCAUUGAGAAACAUUUUUAGUACAAGUGUGACCCAGUCCAUUCUGAGUAAAAAGGAAGAUUAACCUGAUAGGCCUGUUGACUGGAGCAAGGAAAAUAUAAAGGCAAAUAGACUGGUUGGGAGGCUUGUAAGUAACUCCAGGAGGGUAAGAAUAAAGAAGAGAGAAUUUAUGAUUGGAGAAGUUGAAAAUAGAGUGGUUGAUACCCCAGAUAGGUAACUGAAUUGCAUAGCAGCUCUUUGGCCUUUAAGAGAUUACACAAGAGCAUUCUUAUUAAAAAUAAGUCUGUGUAAUAUUUAUACAUGGUUACUUUAUGUUCUAAAUGCUCAUCCCUUUCAGAAUAAGAUGCUGAAAUGCUUAGCCAUAAGUGUAGAACAGUGGCACUUCUGGAGUGAGAAUAUCCUGGUUCAAGUCUCAUAUCUGAUAUUACCUGCAUUACCUUGGGCAAAUCAUUCAACGCUUUAGGCAAAAAAACAAGCGGAUGAAGGAUGCCCAUUGUCCAGACUCUAACAUGCAAUUGGAUGAACAACCCAUCAGCUUUUUCAAGACACUAUUUCAUCCUGGUUUUCCUUCUACCUGUCUGAACAUCCCUUCUCUCUCUACUGAGUCAUCAUCCACAAUCUAACUGAAGGAGCCUCUCAAAUGCAGAGCUGGUUCUGGCAAUGCAUGCAUCGACCUCAUUAUCAAUGUGCACAUCCCUGGAAGGUAC
Messenger RNA from Trichosurus vulpecula (common brushtail), 3629 nucleotides. It is a transcript of the gene TMEM71, whose product is annotated as transmembrane protein 71. Bases 1 to 1173 code for a protein of 390 amino acids. The transcript is spliced from 14 exons. The record is from RefSeq and is a predicted model, not a curated record. NCBI's taxonomy places the organism in Eukaryota, Metazoa, Chordata, Mammalia, Diprotodontia, Phalangeridae.